AAUUGCCAACCGCCAUUGUUGUACAAUAUAUAAGAGCCCCCUCACCCAUGAAACGAUAUUUUACUGCAAAGAUGGGUGUUCCAGAAGUAUUUUGUUUUAUUCUUUCUAUGUUCAUGUAUGGAACACUUGGUGAUUUAUCUUUACUUGAAAACGAAGCUUCUGAUAAAAAUGGCUUGCUCCCUAGUACUGUAUCUGGUAAGACUUCUAAUGUCAUACGUGACAUUCUGAAUCAGGAAAGUCUGGUCCGCUUCUCUAUGGUGCAAAAAAUACAGAAUUUAGUGAUGGAUGCCAUAGACAGCAAAAAGGAUGGACAGGUUAUCAAGGCAAAACUAAGUGAGGUGACAAAGGAACUGCAGGAUUUGGAGACUAAAAGCCAAAAUAUUGAGGAAGAAAAUAUCAAACUAAAAGAAGAAUUAAAGGUAGUGUACGGGACAGUGAAUGACAAUAGAAACUUUACAAAGGAAGAAAUUCAGUAUCUUGACCAGAUGAUUGAAAACAAAAUUUUAGGUCUUCAAGAACAGCUUAAUUUGUCAAAAAAGACAAUGGAAAGUGACCUGAAAAAAGUCAUACAGACUUUGAAGAUGACGGAACAGAAGACAAACGAGAAAAUAAAGGCUUUAAAUGAAUCGCAAAUGGUUUCCGCUAAAAGCCCGCAAAUUGAAAUGCUCCAAUAUCAAAUGAAUGCAAUGAAUGUUACAUUACAGAAAUGCAGCGUAAGCAGUUUUUUUGAAUUUGUGAAAAAGACAGAGUACGCUUUAGAAAACUUCACCGUUUCUGUAAAUGAAACUCUACGCACUGUUUGUGGGGAUGUGAAUGAAUCCAGCUGGAUCUUGUCAAAAGUGCUUCUGAAGGAUUGUGGAGAAAUUUUAAAGAAGUUCCCAAGUUUAAAGGGAAGAGAUGGUGUAUACAGAAUAUCCGUAGGCUCUGAGGUCAAGUCUGUUUACUGUGACAUGAGUACUGAUGGAGGAGGGUGGACGGCAAUACAAAGAAGACAGGAAGGGUCUACAGAUUUUUACCGGACUUGGAGAGAUUGUAAAACAAGGAUUUGGAGAUCCCUCUAAAAACUAUUGGAUUGG
Messenger RNA from Saccostrea cuccullata (small rock oyster), 1076 nucleotides. RefSeq names its product angiopoietin-2-like. The coding region runs from base 48 to 1061 and encodes 337 amino acids. NCBI's taxonomy places the organism in Eukaryota, Metazoa, Mollusca, Bivalvia, Ostreida, Ostreidae. The record is from RefSeq and is a predicted model, not a curated record. The transcript is spliced from 4 exons.